Molecule: messenger RNA, 3248 nt
Organism: Solanum tuberosum (potato)
Lineage: Eukaryota; Viridiplantae; Streptophyta; Magnoliopsida; Solanales; Solanaceae
Exons: 4
Coding region: 1801-2937 (378 amino acids)
Source: RefSeq, a predicted model, not a curated record
CAAAGGAAAAUGAAUGACCUAAAAAGUAAAAUACUAAAAAAUUCCAAGUUCUCCGCUCUGCUGCGGCGGGUUAAGUCGGCGGGGUAAGCUUUGAUUAAUCGGGUAAGAAGAUAAGAGAGGGAAAAACGGCAAAGGUGUGAAUGGAAUCGAAAGAAGAAAAGGAUAGAGUUUUGUUGAUGUAUUUAGUGGAAGAAUGUAAUUGGCCCUAUUUUCUGAGGAAGAAGAUGAUUGGUGGAAUCAGGUUUCCUGUUCAGAUCAGAUCAGAUCUCACAAAUAGAGAGAGAGAGAGAGAGAAAAAGGAAGCAAAUUCCAUCUUUUUCUCUCUAUUUGAUGUUAUCCAACACCACUCAGUGAUUGAGUUAACUUACGUGCAUUUCGACUAAUUUCACGGGAUAUCUACCAUCUCCCACCAACAUCAUGUAUCAGGCCUUAAUUAUGGUGGAGGCUAGUGGACUGCCUUUUCUUUUGGAUGGGUGGCAACCCUUAAGACCAAUAGCAUCCUUUGAAACUCGGAAAUAAUGGAUUCACUCUUUUACCCUUUUCCACUUAAAAAUCAGGCCUAGUUCGUAUACUACAAGGCUCGAGCCAGUGGCCUAAAUCACAAGUCCCUCAACCUUUGCCCCUUGAACUAAAUGUGGUUGGUUUGAGACUGUUUUUCUUUUUUCUCCCAAUUGUGUUUACAUUUCUUGUUUCUUUAGUCGUUUUAUUUUUUGAACACCGCAUAUAUAUAAUGAGACUUUUCUAGCCUAACCAAAAGGUCACAUGAACAUGCCUUAGUGUCAUAGACAGACUAUUAUGCACCACCGAAGUCAUCAAUGUACAUGAAUCCUGUGAAAGUCCAUAAUUUCACACUUUGGAGUUUCUCUAACCUUGAUUUGGCUUAGUGUAAUGGACACUAGUCAAAUUGUUGGCUUUGAUGAUGAAUUUGAUUUGUUCUCUGGUUUGGCAUAUCUUUUUGAAAACUAUGCUUAGAACAAAAGGUUUGAAAUUUGACUUUGACAACUUAAGUGAUAGAAGUGGUUGAGCCAGUCAUAACACCAACUUUGUGUGUUAUUUAUGGAAUGAGAUUAAUUUAUCCAAAACAAGUAAAAAUGAACAGAGGGAUUCAAAGUAUGGACUCAUAGUUGGGCUCACCUCGGACUCGAUUUAACUUGUUACCAUAGCAAGUUUGAUAGGCUUAACUCGACUCAACUUGAUUUGGCUCAAUACUCAAAUUUAUUUAUAGGUAAAGUUGUCUUUGUGUGACCUAUAGGUUACAGGUUCGAGUUGUGAAAGCAACCACUAAUGCUUGCAUUAGGGUAGGUUGUCUAUAUCACACCCGAUGUGGUGCGGUUCUUCCUCGGACCCUACUAAUGUGGAAUGCUUUGUGCAUCGGGGUACACUUGAUGUUGUUAUAGGGGAUCCUCCAACUAUUAUGGAAGAUUAUGUCUCAUACCUCCUUUAACUUGAUCCUAUUAAAAAAAGGAGAAGGGUGCUUACACAUAUAACUGUCAUUUUGUAGAGUAAAAUCUGUUAUGAAACUCUUCCUAACUACCCCCCAUCUAAGACUAAGUAACAAAAGAAUAGUAGAAAAAUGGGAAAAUUCCAAAAGUAUUUAAAAACCCUAGACUGUCUCUAGCUAUUUAUAUGCACCUAAGAGACCUUCCUAACCUCUGCCUCUCCUCUGCAUAGUGUGUACUUUGGCUCCUCAGGAAUUGAAUGACAUGUUUCUUUAGACCGACUUUCUUGCUAUAUUGACCUCCAUUUCCAUCCUAAAAAAGAUCCCAAAAAGAGAGAAAAGCAAAGCCAUUUGAGUAAAAGAUGAGGGGAAGAUCUUCACCAAAGCAAGGAGGAGUUAUGGAAGUAGCAAAGGUUGAUAAACUAAAACAAGAGCCUCCUCAUCUCUCCGGUGCCUAUAUUAGAAGCCUAGUCAAACAGUUAACUUCUUCAAGAACCAAAGAUCCCUUGAAUCCUAAAGACCAUGAUGAUUCACUAGAGAAUUCAACAAAACUUGAUGAUACUUUGUGUAGUGAUACACAAUUGUCAUCACCACAGCCAGCAGCACCACCACAGAUUAAAAAGAAACAAGUGAGGAGGAGACUCCACACUAGUAGGCCUUAUCAAGAGAGGCUUUUAAAUAUGGCCGAGGCUCGGCGUGAGAUUGUCACUGCCCUUAAGUUUCAUAGAGCGUCUAUGAAACAACAGCAACAAUCUCACACUGAGCCACAGUCGUUGCAGACUUGGCCUCAGGAAUCUUUAGGGGAAGAACAAGGGAAGCCAAAAUCCCGGAGAAACCCCAGGAUUUAUGCUUCCAACACUAUGGCUAAUAACUUACCAUGUUACAACAUGGAAAAUUUCUCCAAUUCAACCUUCCCUUGUCUUCCUCAAUAUCCUUAUUCUUGCCCUGUUUCAUCCCAAUUACCUUUCCAAGACAACAUGAAUUUUCCACUUCCCAACCAAACAUUAGGAUUGAAUCUCAAUUUCCAUGAUUUCAAUAAUUUAGAUGCAACCCCUUAUUGUAGCAUCAGCAAUAAAAAUUCAAUCUUUUCAUCAUCAUCAUCAUCUUCUUCAGAUGAAUUCCAUUAUGUGGGAGAAGGGGUUGGUCCUAUAGGUGAAAUGGUGAAUUCAAGGUUGCAUCCAUCAAUGGAUGACCAAGAAAUGGAAGAGAUCAGAUCAGUAGGGAAACAACAUGAGAUGGAGUGGAAUGACACACUCAAUUUGGCAACUUCAGCUUGGUGGUUCAAGUUCUUGAAAGCCAUGGAAAUUGGACCUGAUGAGAAGAACAUUGCUGAGGAUUAUGGAUGUUAUCCAUUUGAUGAAGUCAUGGAAUUCCCUCCCUGGUUUAAUCCAAAUGAAACCUGCUUGCAACAACAUGUCGAUGAUACCUAUUCUCAUCCUACCUUACCAUGUAUGGACAUUGAAGGAAUUGAAGGAAUGGAUGUGGAGUGGUUAGCUUGAAAAGAAGAAGAUUGAUGGGUUUUUUUUUAAUCAUAAUCAAAUCUUUGGCCUUUAUAUUGAAGCCCCAAAUUGCUGUUUUUUCUUUCUUUUGGGGAAGGAGGAUUUUAAAUUUCUCCAUUUCUUUGCUUUUUUAUUUUAUUUUAUUUAUUAAAAAAAUGAUCAGUAAUAAAGGCGUUUGCUAGAAAUCGCAGGGUCUAGAGAAAAAUAAUAGAUGAGGGAGAAAUUAAUUAUUAUAUGUAUGUCUCCCAGUUUUUCUUUUCUGUCAAUUAUGAGAGAUCUGAUAUUUAAUGGUUCUCGUCAUUGUAUUUUAA